This is a messenger RNA of Chelmon rostratus (copperband butterflyfish), 3367 nucleotides long. RefSeq names its product transmembrane O-mannosyltransferase targeting cadherins 2a (gene tmtc2a). The record is from RefSeq and is a predicted model, not a curated record. Bases 1 to 2574 code for a protein of 857 amino acids. Gene Ontology annotation, molecular function: protein binding; mannosyltransferase activity. Gene Ontology annotation, biological process: protein O-linked glycosylation via mannose. The transcript is spliced from 12 exons. NCBI's taxonomy places the organism in Eukaryota, Metazoa, Chordata, Actinopteri, Chaetodontiformes, Chaetodontidae. Gene Ontology annotation, cellular component: endoplasmic reticulum membrane.
AUGAUCACGGAGCUGGUGUGCACCGCCGUGGCUGUGGGUCUCUAUCUGAACACGCUGGACGCGGAUUUCUGCUACGAUGACAGCCGAGCCAUCAAGACCAACCAGGACCUUCUUCCUGAGACCCCGUGGACCAACAUCCUGUACGACGACUUCUGGGGCACCCUGCUCACUCACAGCGGCAGCCACAAGUCCUUCCGCCCCCUCUGCACCCUCUCCUUCCGCCUCAACUACACCCUGCACGGCCUGCGUCCCUGGGGCUACCACCUGCUCAACCUGGCGCUGCACGGGCUGGUCACCGCCCUCUUCACGGCCUUCAGUCGCCCGCUUCUCGGUGGAGGACUGUGGAGCCUGCUGGCCGGCCUUCUUUUUGCCUCUCAUCCGGUUCACACCGAGGCCGUCGCUGGCGUUGUCGGGAGGGCGGAUGUUGGCGCUGCGUUGUUUUUCUUGCUGUCACUUCUCUGCUACAUGAGGCACUGUGGACUUCGUAGGGACCCACACGGGACGUUUCAGAGCGGCCCAGUCACCCGGUGCUGGGGCUGGAUGCUGGGCAGCCUGUGGUGUGCAGCAGCCAGCAUGCUGUGGAAGGAGCAGGGGGUGACGGUGCUGGCCGUGUCGGCUGUGUACGACCUCUUCGUGUUCCAGAGACUCCGGUUUCGCCAGGCGCUUCUUCUCCUGCUAGGAAAGAAAAAGAACAUCAGUGUUUUGCUGAGUCUCGGUGUGCUGGCUUCCUGGGGAGUGAUUCUGCUGUCAGCUCGCCUCUACUGGAUGGGCAACAAGCCUCCCAACUUCUCCAACUCUGACAACCCUGCAGCUGACUCGCCGCAUUUUCUCACCCGAACGCUAACGUUCCUCCACCUGCCCGCCGCCAAUGCCUGGCUCCUGCUCUGCCCCGACAAGCUCAGCUUCGACUGGUCCAUGGACGCUGUGCCCUUGAUCAGGUCCAUGGCCGACUGGAGGAACCUUCACACUGUUGCCUUUUAUGUUGGAUUUAUCCUCCUGGCUUUGUUCGGCCUUCGCAGCCCCACCUGCAAAGCCAAGGAGCCCAAUGGAAAAGCUUAUGUCACUAAUGGGAAAUCAAUCACUAAUGGGAAUGGUUGGCACGCCCCUGACACAAACCAUAACACAGACCAGGGGCUGCCAAAGACCGCUCUGAAUGGGUCAGCUGGACUCCACCACUGCCCUCCACCACGGACGUCCCUGCCCCCUACAGAAAACCUAGUACUGUUUUCAUUAGGCAUCAUGUCAUUGCCUUUCAUCCCAGCCGCAAACCUAUUCUUUUAUGUCGGGUUUGUAAUUGCAGAGAGGGUACUGUACAUCCCCAGUAUAGGCUUUUGUUUACUGGUUGCAACUGGUGCAAGAACCCUGUAUGUCAGACUGAGGACUAGAGGCUACAAGGCCUUGCUGGUAUGUCUCUGCAUGGGACUAGUGCUGCUGAACGGGCUCAGAACUGUUCAAAGGAACGGGGACUGGAGCAACGAGGAGAACCUCUACAAGUCCGGGAUUGGUGUGAAUCCUGCUAAAGCCUGGGGAAACUUGGGGAACGUACUGAAGAACCAGGGCAAGAUGGCGGAGGCGGAGAAGGCGUACAGAAACGCUCUGCACCACCGAGGGAACAUGGCUGACAUGCUGUAUAACCUUGGCUUGCUGCUGCAGGAGAAUGAGCGUUUUUCCGAAGCGCUGCAUUAUUACAAACUGGCCAUUGGGAGCCGGCCGACGCUGGCAUCGGCCUACUUGAACACAGGAAUCAUCCUGAUGAACCAGGGCAGCCUGGAGGAGGCCAAACGCACCUUUCUGACAUGUGCCGACAUUCCAGAUGAGAACUUGAAGGACCCCCACGCCCACAAGAGCUCCGUCACCAGCUGCCUGUACAACCUGGGAAAGCUGCUCCACGAACAGGGCCAGCAAGAGGAGGCCCUGUCUAUUUAUAAGGAAGCGGUUCAGAAAAUGCCCAGACAGUUUGCACCACACAGCCUUUUCAACAUGAUGGGAGAGGCCUACAUGAGGCUGAACAGGCUGGAGGAAGCAGGCCACUGGUACAGAGAGUCCCUCAGGACCAAGCCUGACCACAUCCCUGCCCACCUCACUUAUGGCAAACUCCUGUCCAUCAUCGGGCAGAAGACAGAAGCAGAGAAGUACUACCUGAGAGCUAUUCAACUGGACCCCACAAAAGGAAACUGUUACAUGCACUACGGUCAGUUUCUGCUGGAGCAGUCCCGUCUUGGCGAGGCGGCGGAGAUGGCGGAGAGAGCCGCGGAGCUGGACAGCUCGGAGUUCGACGUGGUCUUCAGUGCUGCUCACAUGCUCAGACAGGCCAGUCUAAAUGAGGCAGCAGAGAGGCAGUACGAGCGUGCAGCCAGCCUCAGACCAGACUAUGCGGCCGCUCUGAUGAACCUCGGUGCCAUCCUCCACCUGAAUGGGAAACUUCCCGAGGCCGAGGCCAACUACCUGCGUGCGCUGCAGCUCAAACCCGACGAUGUCAUCACCCAGUCCAACCUGCGCAAGCUGUGGAACAUCAUGGAGAGGCAGGGGCUCAGGAUUAAGCAUGGGCUCGGGAUGCCGAAGAGCGACCUAUGAACUGAGAGAGUCGCGGCGCUCUUCGACUAAUGAUGACGCGGUGUCCUCCAGCGGAUGAGCUGGAGGCUAAAAGCUCUCUGUGAGACAGGGAAGACAGAUUCUUUGGCCUGCGAGGCUUGUGGAAGACAGUUUGAGGUUUGGCACGUUUGGGAUUCAAGGGCAGCCUGAUAAUACGUCACCAACAGUACUGUGUGGUGGUUAAGACAACUAAGACUAAUGUCACCUUUUAUCAUUACAUUUUAUGAAAUAAUGCUCAAUUUCUAAAUUAUGUUUUAAAGGCAAAUAACUACAAAGUCAUAAAGAAAAAAAUCUUGAACCAAGGUCUGCAGACUGGGUUUUGAAAUGUCAGCAUUGUUGGGUGAAUGAGUUUCAUUAUGUCUUCCAUGGUGCCAGCUGGUUUGUGUUAAAGGGGAACUCCACCGAUUUUAUGCAUCAAAGUCUGUUUGCUGGUCUUUGGGAGUAACGCUGCAUAUGUGAAAAAUGUUGUCGAAAUCAUCCUGGGGCUGAAGGCUACAAGUUUGGAAAUGAAAAUGUGUCGUUAGAAAGAUGUGAGGUUAAGGGACCUCUGUAGCCCGUUCUUCAUCUCUGGUUGAGGCUACAUUAGCUGCUAGUAGCAUAACACACCAGAAUGUCUGUCCAAACUGUCGCCGGUGGAGAUGCAUUAUGGGAAACGUAGGUGACAGACAAGCUUUUUUUCUGGUGCUGCUGCGGCAAUUUUGAUCCUUUCUCCUUAAAAAUGUUCACCAUGAGUCCAACAGUGUUGUCGGAGUGCUGUGCUAAAUCAGUAGAGUGC